UUUGUUUGCUGCUCACCUGAGUGUCUCCUGCAAAGUUCCAGACGCAAAAAGCGAAAAAGGGGAUCCAGAGCUGGCGUGCAGGUGCGUUUAAGACUGUACCGUAGACUCGCUGGGAAGUGGGGAGUUUCUCGCUGUCUUCGGCGUCUACCUGCGUCAUCCAGCUGGGAGUCUGACACGUCACCUGAAGCCUGGCCAGCACAGACCACCACCUGCCCGUUAACCACCAUAAAUCAGCUAACUUGCAACGAUGGAUGUCGUCAUAUUAUUCACCCGAGAUCUACUCGUCAAAAUCAUCCAUCUGAUGUGCGCUGUUUAACCUACGUGCCGCUAUCAGCUGAUGUGAGAGCUGCGGAGCUGUCAUUGCUGCGCAUGGGCCUCCUCAACGCGCGCUCCAUCAACAACAAGUCUUUUGCSUURAAUGAACUUGUUAUGAAGGAGUCCCUGGACYUUYUGUUUUUAACUGAAACAUGGCAGCAAAAACUGGAGUAUAUUCAUCUGCGGGAACUCUGUCCAGGUAACUUUUCUGUCCUCGCAACACCUCGGGAAGCGUACAGAGGCGGUGGAUUAGCGGCCGUGUUUAAAGAUGGUUACUCCUGCAGACUUGUUAAUUCAGCCACAUUCUCUGCAUUUGAACUUCAAAUAAUCAAAGUUGGCUCUUUGAAUACUUUUUACUGUAUUUUAAUUUACUGUCCUCCAGGUGCAGCCAGUGUGUUUUUAUCUGAAUUUACUGAGCUUCUGUCUUCCAUCAUUAAGCUGGAGAAUGUUUUAAUAUUGGGUGAUUUUAAUCUACAUAUUGAUGAUGUUUCCUGUAAGGCAGCUGCUGACUUGAUCUCCAUCACGGACUCAUUUCAUUUUACUCAGCAUGUGUGUGUGCCUACUCAUAAAAAAGGCCAUACAUUGGACCUUGUUUUCUCCUUAGGCCUUAAUUAAGAGGAUGUUUGU
Austrofundulus limnaeus is the source of this 942-nucleotide messenger RNA. RefSeq lists its product as uncharacterized. Lineage: Eukaryota; Metazoa; Chordata; Actinopteri; Cyprinodontiformes; Rivulidae. Gene Ontology annotation, molecular function: catalytic activity. The record is from RefSeq and is a predicted model, not a curated record.